This is a messenger RNA of Armigeres subalbatus, 7566 nucleotides long. RefSeq names its product flotillin-2 (gene Flo2). The transcript is spliced from 8 exons. Gene Ontology annotation, cellular component: plasma membrane; flotillin complex; cytoplasmic vesicle. NCBI's taxonomy places the organism in Eukaryota, Metazoa, Arthropoda, Insecta, Diptera, Culicidae. Bases 882 to 2189 code for a protein of 435 amino acids. Gene Ontology annotation, biological process: protein localization to plasma membrane; regulation of myoblast differentiation. The record is from RefSeq and is a predicted model, not a curated record.
UGAUCCUCUUCUCUCGGAAAAACUAAAGCCACAAGCUUGGUCUCUAGAACAGAACCAAUCAGCACCGAAUCACUUGUCUUUCGUGUUCUGAGGUGGAUUACGGUUCGCGUCCGUUCCAGUUCCGGUGCUGUUGUCAUCGUCGGGAGUGUCCAGUUUCGUUGGAUUAUUUGUACCGAUUCAGCACUCGAUUGGUUUACUUAUCGUGCGGAUUGUGCAAGCGGUUUUGAUAAGCCUCGAAAUUUUAUUUGUCAGUCGAAGGCAAACAAGUCAGUGGCGGAAAACCCAGAGCGGGGAAAGUUUUCGUGAGAGAACCGGAAAAUUGAUUCGAUUUGUAGUUAAUCCAGUGCAAUUUGUUUAGUAAUAUUGGAAGAAAACCUUCACAAUCGGAAGAAUAUCGGCUUUCCAUUUGCUAACAAAAAGCAGAAAAGCUUGCUCCGCAGGAAAUUCCAAUUUGCUGGGCAUCAGGCGAGGCAGGGAGAAUCAGUCCUCAACUGGGUUGGAGGCGAAAUCCUAGAAGUGUCAAUCACCAGGACAAGCGUAUGAAAGUCGUGCCACAGGAGGAACAAAAAAAUAGACGAUAAUUUCACGCCAGUCACGAUAUUGCGGCGGAAACCUUGUGAAUUCUCAUCUCUAAAACUGAGUCAGACUACAGUUGAAUCAUAAAACGUAUAUACCUAACUUGUGCUAUUGAAAUCUAACUAAUACUUGAAGAAUCUUCCAGUGCUGAGAAUUGUGCAUCACAUUUGUGUGAUAGAUGUUAAUUGACUGCUAAUUCGUGUACAUAAAAGUGACCUCGAAUAUCCAUUCUAUCAUCGGAUCAGUGUUGUGGUACUCAAUAAAGGAUUAUUCUAGCUUGUAGGAAACCAUCAGCUUGAUCAACCAUGGGCAACAUACACACCGUAGGACCAAACGAGGCUCUAAUCGUAUCAGGUGGAUGCUGUGGAUCGACCAAGAAGCGCACGAUCGUCGGAGGCUGGGCAUGGGCGUGGUGGCUUGUAACCGAUGUCCAGCGGCUCUCGCUGGAAGUAAUGACGCUGAAUCCUAUGUGCGAGAUGGUGGAAACUGCCCAGGGUGUCCCAUUAACGGUGACAGGUGUUGCACAGUGUAAAAUCAUGAAGAUGAUGAACGUCUAUUAUUUUCACCAUCAGGCCGACGAGCUGCUCGGUACCGCCAGCGAACAAUUUCUGGGGAAAUCCGUCAAGGAAAUCAAGAUGACAAUCCUGCAAACAUUGGAAGGCCAUCUACGUGCCAUCCUUGGAACUCUUACAGUAGAAGAGGUUUACAAAGAUCGCGAUCAGUUCGCGGCACUGGUCCGAGAAGUCGCAGCUCCUGAUGUUGGCCGUAUGGGCAUAGAGAUUCUCUCGUUUACCAUAAAGGAUGUCUACGACGAUGUGCAGUAUUUACAAUCUCUGGGUAAAGCACAGACUGCCAGUGUUAAGCGAGACGCCGAUGCCGGAGUUGCCGAAGCAAACAGGGACGCCGGAAUACGAGAAGCAGAAUGUGAGAAAAGCGCAAUGGAUGUUAAAUAUUCAACUGACACAAAAAUUGAAGAUAAUGCCCGAAUGUAUAAACUGCAGAAAGCCAAUUUUGACCAAGAAAUCAACACCGCGAAAGCUGAGUCCCAACUCGCGUACGAGCUGCAAGCGGCCAAAAUACGUCAGAAAAUCCGCAACGAAGAAAUCCAAAUCGAUAUUGUUGAGCGUCGUAAGCAGAUCGAAAUCGAAACGCAGGAAAUCAAUCGAAAAGAAUGUGAACUGUCCGCCACUGUGAAACUACCGGCAGAGGCAGAAAGCUACCGCGUCCAAAUGAUAGCCGAAGGCAAGCGUACCCAAACGGUUGAAAAUGCAAGGGCAGAAGCUGAACGGAUCAAGAAGCUCGGAGCUGCCGAAGCCCACGCCAUUGAAAUGAUCGGCAAAGCGGAAGCCGAACGGAUGCGGAUGAAGGCCAAUGUGUAUAAACAGUACGGAGAUGCAGCUAUUAUGAACAUCGUGCUAGAAUCGCUGCCCAAGAUUGCGGCAGAAAUUGCAGCUCCGUUGGCGAAGACCGAAGAGAUCGUUCUGAUUGGUGGUAAUGAUAACACCACGAACGACGUGACACGCCUUGUAGGACAACUUCCACCAGCAAUCAAUGCCCUGACCGGUGUGGAUCUGUCUAAAGUUCUAGGUAAAAUACCUGGGGCAAAAGCAUAAUAAACACAUGUUUGUGCUAAGCGACCAUUGUGCAGCUAACUGAUCGUUCUAGAGAAUUUUGCCGAUUAGAUUACGUUUAAAGAAAUAAUAUCUCGAAAAAAAACGGACAUCAACACGACAUAAUGUAAAAUACCGAUCGAAUUAAACAUCUGCUACAGAACAAAUAAAAACAUCAUAGUGCUUGACCCAUUAAUACUACAUUUAUGUUAUUUCUUUGUCAUCAGUGAAAUGAAAAAUUUCCACAUAUCUGGAAUUAAAAAACACAACUCAGAUAAAAACAAUCAAAAAUGAAAACUGAAUCCCGCGUUUACAUGAAGCACAACAGAAACCCAACAGAAGCUCAACAGAAUGUUCAAUACGAAAAAGAGCACAGUAAAAAAUUUCAAGUAUAAUUGAACCCGCUGUUUUUUUCUCUGUAGUCAUUUAAGGAUGGGGUUGCACUUCAAAUUCUACUCAAUUCAAUUCAAUCAAUCAUAAUCAUUACCAUCCCGAAACGGCGAUCUGAAUUAUUCUGCAAUAAUGCAGCUAAUAUUUUAAUCAGUUUAUAUUUUAUACACAAAAAUAUCGUUAACAAUUUCAGAAAUACGAAAGGGUCGAACCGUAAGCAUUGUUAACAAAAGUAAAUUUAAGGGAAAUUCAUUGUAUAUAUAAUACAAAUUUCGUCUUUCGUCUAAACACAAUUUCAACAGCACGAUAUGCAUAAUGAGUUUCCGAGGCGGAUUACAAAUUCCAUUACUUGAUUGCAACUUUACCUUACGUAUUUCGACCUCAGCAGUACGUCUUCAGAUCAGAAACGACUAAAAAUAUUCUAAAAUAAAAUUAGUAACGUAAUUGCGUUACCUAAUUGAUUUCUCUUCAUCGAUUUAAUCGUUAAUGACUCAACUGGAUUGGAAGUUACAACCGUGAUUGUUGCUUCUGGUAUAAGAUGCUUUAUCACGCUAAAUCAUAAAACCUGCGGCCAACUGUCAAAAUUUGUUUUAUUGAUAAGAAGUAGACAUUGACCAAGAGAAAUCUAUCAAUGCAGUGACGUCCUCAUAAUACUAUGCGAGGGAAUUUUUCCCUUCCAGUGAUGAGCUGCAGCGUCACUUUUUCGAUUCUAAUUUUUAUUUGUCAUAAGAUAAGUUAGCAUACCAUCCCAUCUAAUUACACCAAUUUACAAUUCAAUUUAUAGAUACGUUGUAUUUUGACCUCCACAGACAGCCUGUCUUCAUUGGCUCGCACUUUGGCUUGGCUAACGAGUGGUGAAAUUAAAUGGGAUAGUAUACCUCGUUUUAUGACAAGUGAAGACAUUCCACUAACUUUCGUACCUAAUUUUCAUAAAAAUUACUACUAUCCUCCAUCAUUCUAGAGGUUCCAAAUUCCGUAGCUGCCAAGAAUAUAUAGUUUGCAUAAAAUAAUUGAUUGGUAUUGAAAAAACUUUCUGUCAAAUUUAAAUUGUAUUCAAACGUGUGUAAUUUUGUAAUGAAAUAGUGAUUGCAAUCGGAAACAACAUAUAAUAGUUAUUUGACAAUGGAGCUUUUGCAACGAUUUUUAUGGUCACCUCUGUUAAUACGCUACUCUGCCAAUUUUUGUUUGAAUGAUGUUUAUAUUUUCAGCUACAAUCGUUAAAUAACUGAAGCUACAUUUGUUAGCCUUUUAAACGAAAUAGUUCGAUAAUGGAUCAAUCAAUAAACAUAAACUGCCGCUAUGAAAUGGACAGGAUGCGCCACCGUAGAUCUGGUUUGUCAAAACCUGGAACGCCAAAACCACACGAAUAGAAUUGUACGUAUACAGUGCCGCCGUAGUAAUGAUGCGAUGAGCGCAAAAAGGCUUGAUUGAUGUUUAUUCGCUCAAUCGAUUCUUUAUUUUAUUUAAGGUCAACUUUCCAAAAGCACACAUGUUUUUGACGUCUCUAAGUAUUAAAAUUUAAAACAAAAAAUCGAAAAAGUGCUGUUUUUCAAUAUUGGUCCAACAUUUGCCCGACUUUGAACGGAUUCCAUCGUAGUGUGCCGUGGGCGAGUAAUAACGUUAAAAUUUUUGGUGCCGUGAUUUUUUUCCGCUCCAAUCGGCGGUUUUUAACUAGCCAGUGGCCGGGAGUGUUAAUUUAGAAUGUGACUUUUCGAUCCGAUCGUACGGUUUUGAACACCAGUUCCGGUUCGAAACUGCUGCUAAAGUGUAGAUGGGUUAUUCAAGGAGGACAUAUUUUUUUCCAUAUGGAAAGUAUGGAUUUUGGUACCACCGCCGACAGUUGAAUGAAUUCCAGUAGCGGAGAUGCGAUAGAUAUUUUCACUCGCAUUUGGACUAAUUUGGUGAGAUUGUUUCAAAAUAUUAAUUUAAAUACCUAUAAUACUGAAUAAUACUAAAUACGCGCUGGAUUUUUAGGAAUCCGGAAGUUUGCUUAUGGAUCCAUUAACCAAUUGAUAAUGAUAGCAUAAACAGGCGGGGCUUACUAUAAGCAAAGGUGACCUCGGACUGGUCAUGAAAUACCAGGCAGUCUGAAAUAGGUCACUCCCGGAUUAAAUCUGACUGUAAAAAUAUGUAAACCAGACAGCUUUCUUCCAUAACAUCACAGCCAGACAGUGGGGGUUAGUUUGUACACACACACGCACACACACAACAUUUGCCCGACUUUGAACGAAUAUCGGGUAAAUUUUUCAGACCGGUUCACACGUGCAGCACUUUUUUGGUUUCUGUUUUCGAUUUUUAAAAUAGCUAGAGGCUUCAAGAAAUAUGGGUUCUUUAGCAAAGUUGACCUUAAAUAACCCAAAGAAUUGACUGAGACAAUAAAACGAUAUACAAUUUUUGACGAGAAAGGUCAAUUGAAGAUAUGAGUACAGAGGAAUCAAUGGGCUUUCUUGUGGAACUACAUUUCCACGUAUUACGUAUAAUUGUGUUAUGUUACCGCUCACAAAAAGUGAAACUCAAGUCAAUAUGUGCCACAACUUUUAUAAACUGUACGUCUAGCAUGCAAUUUUAUAGAACGAACUGAUAAAGCUUUUUUCGACAUGCCUGUUUUCUCUGCGGAACAAAUUGACUGAGUUUAUAAAUUUUGAAAAAGGUAACAUAAGACAAUUAUUCGCACAUGUAACAUAGGACAAUUAUUCGUACAUUGACAAUUGAUUUUAUGAAAGUGAAAACUGCAUUAUUUAGCAAACAAUAAUUCUACGACACGGUAGAGAUUUUUGACUUCGACUUUAAUAUUCUCGACAACCAACUUCCAACAUUUUAUUUAUCAAGAUUGGGAAUGUUUUUAUUUCAAAGUUUUAUCGGGUUCACAAAAAAAAUCCUUCGCCAUAUUAUUUGCUAAAUAAAGCUCUAUGCAAUAUGAUGGACAUUGUACUAAUUUUUUACACUGUUUGAGACGAAUCAUGAGAACGCACGGGGUCCAGUUUAAAUAAAAUAAUUUUACAAAUUACAAACAACAUUAUGAAAAACAAACUGAAUUAUAAAUAGAUCGUAUUACAUUUAAAAACAAAUAACUGCCAAUAUGGUCAAACAAUGAACGCCAUUUAAAAAAGUUUGAUUUCAAUUGUAACCCACAUUUGCUUCUCAAUCCUUUACUUUUCACUAGUAAUUAACUAAUUGUUGUGUUUGUAAAAAGUCUAUACCAUAUUACUAUAUACUUACAAAAAGUAAUUGUCCCUUGAAAACACCCAUCAAUUGUGAACAUUUUAAGUUUUGUAUUAUUCAGAAUUCUUUUAAAUAGAUAGCCUCAAACAGUACCAAUGAAAGCAAAACCAAUAUUAGUUAUAAUGCAUUAGCUCAAAUAAAAGAACAUUUUAUUUUGCUCUAAGUAAAAGCAACAAUAGAAUAGUUCUAUCAUUUCCUACUUUUUCUUUUAUUAUUAGUCGGUAGUUUGUUGCGUCGUUUGCAUACGAAUCAUUCCAUCUUUAUGAAACGUACUACUACUUUUCAAUUUAUUUCAUCUAUUUUUUUUAUUUAGUUCUCUUUAAUUCUUAAAAUAUACGACUAUUCUCAAAGCCAACUUUUUUCUCCCUUAAAAAUGCGAACCUGUAGGUGAAAAGUAAGUGAGAUACCAAAUCUUCCUAUAUAUGAACAACUACCACAGAAACUGUAGCGCGAUAGCUAACUGAAUAAAAUUCGUAGAAGAAUGAAACGCAAUAGCCUCAUCCAUCAAAUCGCUAAAUUCCCUGCCAUGCUGUAGAUCAGAUUCAUAUUUUUCUCAAUUAUAUCUGAUUCGGAAAUCCUAUUGUAUCAUAAUUACUAUUAUACUACAAGUUGAAUUUCCACCGCGUUGCUGCUUAUAGAGUAUUUAGUGAAACGAGAUAAAAAUCUGCUUCUAAACAACGGCGUUGCAGCAACUUCUUCUAAAAGAACUUCAAGCUACACAAAGCAUGUAAUGUAGACAGUCUAGCAAAUCGUACAAAUUUACAAAAAAAAUGUUCUGCUGAAAGCUUAUUGUCAUUACGCUGUAGUAAAAGUAAAAUGUAUCUCGAAAUUACAUCGUGCCCUAGAGAGCAAAAUCCACACAGUGAACCGAUUUCACAACCAACAAUGAGCAAAUAACUAAGGGAAACCAAAACCUAGUUGCAGAAACAAAAUGUAUAUUUUUAUACUCCUUAUAUACUUAAUGCUAGGUGAAAAUAAAUCAAUAUACAAAGGAAAGAUAUUGAAAUCAUAUUUUUGAAGUCGUGUAGAAUUAGAUUGUACUCUAACGAAAGCAUUACUAUAUAGAACCGCUAGAACAAGAGAGAAGCAGUAUGGGCAUCUGCGCCGCACAUCAACCAAUGAGAAAACUAUUCUAUUGCGUUCCUUACACAAGAGCUUUAUUUCGAACUGACAACUUCAAGAAACGAAUCCUAAUUUAACACCUCUCUUAUAUCUAAAUCAAUAUAAGAUAUUACUAAUUCACUAACUCACAUAUGUUACUACAACACCAAUCUAAUUUGAUAUUAUACUUUCUUAAAAUACGGGGUGGUGGGUUCUUAUCUUUAAAUAGCAUAUGCGAAGAAGUUAACCUUUUAUAACGAUGUAUUAAAACCAGGAAACAUGAAUAUUAUUAGUCAGUAAAGUUUGUUGAAUUUCACUCAAUGGUCGAAAACAAUAUGGAAAUUCUGCGUUAAACAUCACAAAUGGAAAAAUCUAAACAGUGUUCCCAUCAGUCCCUAAACAUGUUUUCCGAAAAGUGUGUGUGGAUGUGUAUUUAUGUUUCAAGAACAGAUCGAUUGUAAAAUGUCUUAGCAUUAAAUUCAUUGCAGAUUAGCUAAAUAAUUUUUGACGAAUCUUUGAAACGAACUUGUAAUCGAAGUUACAGUGUUUAUUUGACAUUUUCCCUCAAAAUCAUACUGAGAGUUAAACCGUGUAAAAGAAAACUUUUAGUGAAUAUAUAUAUUGAAAAUAUGUAACACGAACUAAAUAAAACAGCAUGUAAAGAGCA